UUUCUUCUUUUUAAGAAGAAUUUAAGAAGCAGAUACAGAAUGAAGUCAACCUGCACAGGUGAGGCAGCAGAUUUCAGCAGCAGCGAUGAUGAGAGGCGACAAGGCUUUGGUGUUCAGGAGUGGCCAGAUGGGUCAAAAUAUGAGGGCGAGUUUGUAGAGGGACUCAAACAUGGCAAAGGACGCUACACCUCAAGAAAUGGAGAGUACUAUGAGGGCUUUUUCUACAAGGACUUUAAGCAUGGGGACGCAGUGUACUGCUGGCCCACAGGUCACACGUUUACUGGUAAGUUCUACCUGAACAGGAAGGAAGGAUAUGGUCAUUUCAGCUUUCCAGGUGGAGCCGUUUUCCAGGGUUUGUAUCACAGGGACCAGAGGUUUGGUCCUGGAGUGUUCACUUAUCCAGAUGGGAGGCAGGAUGUGGGCCUCUGGCAUGGCCAGCGCCUGCUAAAGCUCUGCUCCUCUUUGGGAAUUGGCUUUAGCUUGCAACAUUUCCCAGAAUAUGCUGCCUUCAUGAAACCUCAUGUCCACGAAGCUUUGAUUCAGGUGGGCAUAGAUAAAGAUCUGCUGUUAGACGAGAGCUUCAUCCUUCCGCCUGGCAUUGAGCGAUAUUCUAUUGAUGGUGACCAUUUGCCACUCACUCCUGGCCGCAGAAAAGAGUUAGAUCGACUCUUUCACGGAGAGCUGUGGGAGCAAGAUGCUCCUUCAUACCAAGGAUAUGAAAGGGAGCCUCUCUCUGCUCUCCCCUUACACGCCCACAUGCAGGCUCACAUACACAGACACAGAUUGCAGGCUGAAAAUAUUGGCUGGGACGUUGCAGCUGUCCUCUCUAUGAACAGGGAUAACUUUGGACCCAAAGGACCUCUGGAAGUCAGUUCAGAACAGUUGAUUCAGCACAGCUUCAGAGGGGACCUGAGGGCUGUGUCACAGAUCUUUCUGACAGACUCGGUCUGUCCAGAUGUAGCUGAUUCCCAAGGACAAACCGCACUGAUUGCUGCAACUAUAAACUGCCAUAAUGAAGUGAUCCAUCGUUUGUUGGAUAUAGGUGCUAAUAUUGACCAGCUGAACAGGGAAGGAAUGUCAGCUCUGGCUGUGUGCCAUGUCCUCUACUAUCCCUUUCAGUCUCUGCACACAACUUUGAUUCAUCCACCCACCAGAGCUCAGGUGUUGACGUUUCCACCUAGUGAGAAUAGAGCUCAAAACAACCAGGCCGACGUCACAUUGGAGACACAGGUCCUUAACAAAGAGCCUCAGGCUAAACACACAAAUAUGAUGGAUGAAAACAUAGUCAGCCAGCCCUCUAAGCUGGCAUCUGAAGAACUACCUGUGCACUUCUCACAUGGCCGCAUUGAAGAGGUCACUUCAGACCCUGAUCACCUCUGUGAGAAGGAGAGACCAGAGAAAGGAGAAGAUGAAAGCUACGAGGACAGAGAAAAAGUCCGCUCAGCCCAUAACUAUGACAUCGCCGUAACAGAAGGAAUGCUGCAGCACUCAGCUAAGGCGCUGAAUCGACCUCAACAGUGUCACUUGAAGGAGACUGCUCGCAAAAUGGCUGCCAUGCAAAUCGAGCGCCAUGUGCGAUUAGACACCCUGAAGCUUCUACUGGACCGUGGAGCUGACCCUAAUCUUUGCAGGGUCCCCAUGCCAGUUCUCUUUUUAGCCACCAUGGCGGGGGAUGCUGAAGUAAUCAGAAAACUGCUCCUCUGUGGAGCUUGCACUGAUAUUCCUUUACCAACAGAGGAGAAAGGUUUUUAUCCCCUCCAUGCUGCUGCUGCAUUGCCCGGUUCUAAAGGUCCAGAGGUCACUGAGCUCCUUCUGCAUGCUAUCACCAACCCAGACGCUCAAGCAUGUGACCAAGAUGAGAUCUAUGCACCAAAUCUGAUCUCCAUGAAGGAUAAUGAAGACCAGGACUCUGGAUUGAACCUGCAUCUGACAGAGGGGGGUCGAACGGCUCUGCACAUAGCCUGCCAGAGAGAGAGUGACUACUUGAAUGCCUGUAAGGUGGUGGCCCUUCUGCUCUCUCACAGAGCCAGAACAGAUCUCCUCUGGAGUGGACACUCACCUCUCUCUUUGGCUAUUUCCAGUGGCAAUGACUUGGCAGUGGAUGAGCUCUUAAAGGGAGGCACAGAUCCUAAUUUACCUUUGGGCAACAGAGUUGGCAGUGCCCUCUGCACCCUCACCAACUUCAGCUACCCUUUAUGUGGCAACAGAAUUAAGCUGUUAAAGAAGUUGGCCAAAGCUGGUGCUAAUGUCUCAAUGCCAAUUAGAGUGGGCAAAUGGGUGGGAACAGCUGUUGACUUUGCACACUACUCCGUCCAACAGGAUCAAUGUAGGAUUCGUGGUAUUUCAAUCUUAAACAGAGAGGAGAGGAAAUUAUUGGAUGCACGGCGCCACCUGCUUGAUCAAAUGACCAGUCUAUUUAGAAUGACUAUUCGGACAGUUUAUAAGAGUGAUGUGUCCUUAGACAGUCCAGCACACGGCUCUGAAGGAAAAUCAGAGGCAGCAAAAUCUCACAGGCAGCCAGUGCUUAAGUUCUGCUGUCACUGCGGUCUCUCUGCUUCUGUCAAGCUGACUGCUUGUCGCCGUUGCCUUAAGGUUUUCUUCUGCUCCGUGGCAUGGCAAGAGAAAACAUGGGUUGAAAGGCACAUGAAGAAGUGCUUUAAGAUGUCAGGUGGGAAUCAGCAGAUCUUCUCCCAACAACCAAAGCCCAGAAAAACCUAAACAGGAUCAGAAAAUUAGAAGCAGAAAU
Cyprinodon variegatus (sheepshead minnow) is the source of this 2746-nucleotide messenger RNA. It is a transcript of the gene ankmy1, whose product is annotated as ankyrin repeat and MYND domain containing 1. Lineage: Eukaryota; Metazoa; Chordata; Actinopteri; Cyprinodontiformes; Cyprinodontidae. The record is from RefSeq and is a predicted model, not a curated record. Bases 40 to 2718 code for a protein of 892 amino acids. The transcript is spliced from 17 exons. Gene Ontology annotation, molecular function: protein binding.